This is a messenger RNA of Fraxinus pennsylvanica, 1761 nucleotides long. The record is from the annotation of a GenBank genome assembly. Lineage: Eukaryota; Viridiplantae; Streptophyta; Magnoliopsida; Lamiales; Oleaceae.
AUGGGCACAACCAACAGCUUGAGGAGUGUGGGUCAUCCCGUUAGAACGUGGGGGAAGUGGGAAGAUUUACAUGGGACACGUGGCACCAUUAACCGCAGAACGAGUGCAUCACAUCAGGUGCCUAUAAAUACCCCUAAGCUGGAUACACAUCAAGGAAAACACGGAGGUCUAUCUCGCUACAAUUUCAUUGACGCCAUCUUUGGGAAACCACUAAACAAAAAAGCUAUGUCAAGGAGACGGAAUAGGAGUAAAACGCGCAUGGUUGGGAAUACGAUAGAGACAAAGUCGGAACAUGAUGACCCUCUUGUAGAGUCAAACGCAGAAAAUCGCAGCCCCACUACAGAACUCGUCGGAGGCCGUAUACGAGCAACCACCCUAGGUGGCGCAAACUGUUAUCCCGCCUGUUAUUUAGCCAGCAGUAGGAGACUUGGGGGCUAUAGGAUUUGUGGUUCCGUAGAUUCCCCGACCCAUGACAGACUUGGAAAGGAAGAUAGAGGAGAUGAUGACCCAGAAAUUCUCAUGCCGGAGAUUCCCCGACCCAUGACAGACUUGGAAAGGAAGAUAGAGGAGAUGAUGACCCAGAAGAUAGACGAUGCAUUAACCAAGAGGAAGGAUAGGCGCAGGCAAAUGGUUUUCGAGGAAGAUCCUUUUGUACAUGAUAUAAUGUCUGGUCCUUUACCGAAAGGCUUCAAACAGCCAAUAAUAGAAGCAUACGAUGGAGUCACAGAUCCACUUGACCACUUGCGGACCUUCGUUGAUUUAAUGAGGCUCUAUGUAGCCCUAGACGUAGUGAUGUGCCGAUCCUUUCCCCCGACACUCAGGAGAGAGGCUAGAGACUGGGUGGCCACCUUGGUACCCAGGUCUAUAAAGACUUUUCAUGAGCUUUCUAGGAGUUUUGUGGCAUACUUUAUGAGUAGCAAAAGGAAACGGAAGACGACCAUUAGAUUGAUGCAGGUUGUGCAAGAUAAACAUGAAUCUUUGCAGGAGUACUUGGCUAGGUUCAGCCGGGCGACACUUGGUAUAAGGGAACUUCAAAUAUCUGCAGUGGGUGACACGUACGAUGAUGCCGAGGAAGUAGAGAAUGUAACGGAAAAUCUUAUAGAGGGAUGGGAGGCAGAAAGUCACAAGUUAAAGUCAGGUGAUGAGCCAAAACUUAUUGAUAAAGGCAAGUCGAGAAAUGAGCGCAUAAGUAAGGGAUACAUUCCGGAUCGAUCCAUUCGACAGAGGCGAGAGGAGGUCAAGAAAAAGGCUAGGUUCAAUCAAAUCAUCACUUUUGGUGAGGAUGAUUUCAUAGGCCUGGUAACCCCCCAUGAUGAUGCCUUGGUGGUAGUCGACGACAUAGUGGACUACAAUGUCAAAAUAGUGUUAGUUGAUGGCGGUAGCGCAUCGAACAUUCUUACUUGGGAAGUAUUUGUGGGAUUGAAAAUUUCGUUGGAAAAUUUGAAAGCAGUAUCUACCCCCCUCUUAGGAUUCAGAGGGGCUACUGUGAUACCAGAGGGAGUCGUGGAACUGCCAGUGACAUUGGGUACUUACCCUGUAAGGGUGGUGAUCUUAAUGAACUUUUUGGUUGUCAAGACCCCCAUGACAUAUAAUGCAAUCUAUGGCCGACCCUUAUUGAAUGCUGCUGGGGCUAAUCCCUCCACUUACUACCAGGUGAUGAAAUUCUCAACAAGUCGUGGUGUGGGGUGUGUGAAGGGUGAUCAACAAUUUUCGAGGAAGUGUUAUGUUAAUAGUAUACAGAGUGAUUAUGUUGGAUCUUGA